GGUGCCACCUCCGGUCGCCCCGCCCUCGCCAUGUGGAGCCCCCGAGCGCCCCCUCCCCGCCCGGCCCUGCUGCUGCUGCUGCUGCUGGGGGGCGCCCACGGCCUCUUCCCCGAGGAGCCGCCGCCGCUGAGCGUGGCCCCCAGGGACUACCUGAACCACUACCCCGUGUUCGUGGGCAGCGGGCCGGGCCGCCUGACCCCCGCCGAGGGCCCUGAGGACCUCAACAUCCAGCGCGUCCUGCGGGUCAACAGGACGCUGUUCAUCGGCGACAGGGACAACCUGUACCGGGUGGAGCUGGAGCCCCCCACGUCCUCGGAGCUGCGGUACCAGCGGAAGCUGACCUGGCGCUCCAACCCCAGCGACAUCAACGUGUGUCGGAUGAAGGGCAAGCAGGAGGGCGAGUGUCGGAACUUCGUGAAGGUGCUGCUACUCCGGGACGAAUCCACGCUCUUCGUGUGCGGAUCCAACGCUUUCAACCCCGUGUGUGCCAACUACAGCAUGGACACGCUGCAGCCUCUCGGGGACAACAUCAGUGGCAUGGCCCGCUGCCCCUACGACCCCAAACACGCCAACGUCGCCCUCUUCUCUGAAGGGAUGCUCUUCACGGCCACUGUCACCGACUUCCUAGCCAUCGACGCUGUCAUCUACCGCAGCCUCGGGGACCGGCCCACUCUGCGCACCGUGAAACACGACUCCAAGUGGUUCAAAGAGCCCUACUUUGUUCACGCGGUGGAGUGGGGCAGCCACAUCUACUUUUUCUUCCGGGAGAUCGCGAUGGAGUUUAACUACCUGGAGAAGGUGGCGGUGUCGCGCGUGGCCCGAGUGUGCAAGAAUGACGUGGGCGGCUCGCCCCGCGUGCUGGAGAAGCAGUGGACGUCCUUCCUGAAGGCGCGGCUCAACUGCUCCGUGCCCGGGGACUCGCACUUCUACUUCAACGUGCUGCAGGCCGUCACAGGCGUCGUCAGCCUGGGCGGCCGGCCCGUGGUCCUCGCUGUGUUUUCCACCCCCAGCAACAGCAUCCCCGGCUCGGCCGUCUGUGCCUUUGACAUGACGCAGGUGGCUGCCGUGUUCGAGGGCCGCUUCCGCGAGCAGAAGUCCCCCGAGUCCAUCUGGACGCCUGUGCCGGAGGAUCAGGUGCCGCGGCCCCGGCCCGGCUGCUGCGCGGCUCCCGGCAUGCAGUACAACGCCUCCAGCGCCUUCCCCGACGAGAUCCUCCACUUCGUCAAGACCCACCCCCUGAUGGACGAGGCGGUGCCCUCGCUGGGCCACGGGCCCUGGAUCGUGCGGACCCUGAUGCGGCACCAGCUGACGCGCGUGGCCGUGGACGUGGGCGCCGGCCCCUGGGGCAACCAGACCGUCGUCUUCCUGGGCUCCGAGGCGGGCACCGUUCUCAAGUUCCUCGUCUGGCCCAACACCAGCGCCUCGGGCUCUGCCGGGCCCAGCGUCUUCCUGGAGGAGUUCGAGACCUACCGGCCCGACAGGUGUGGACGGUCCGGCGGCAGCGAGACGGGGCAGCGGCUGCUGAGCCUGGAGCUAGACGCGGCCUCGGGCGGCCUGCUGGCGGCCUUCCCCCGCUGUGUGGUCCGAGUGCCCGUGGCCCGCUGCCAGCAGUACUCGGGGUGCAUGAAGAACUGUAUCGGCAGCCAGGACCCCUACUGCGGGUGGGCCCCCGACGGCUCCUGCAUCUUCCUCAGCCCCGGCACCAGAGCCACCUUCGAGCAGGACGUGUCCGGGGCCAGCACCUCAGGCUUAGGGGACUGCACGGGCCUCCUGCGGGCCAGCCUGGCGGAGGAGCGCGCGGGGCUGGUGUCGGUGAACCUGCUGGUGACCUCGUCGGUGGCGGCCUUCGUGGUGGGCGCCGUGGUGUCGGGCUUCAGCGUGGGCUGGUACGUGGGCCUCCGCGAGCGGCGCGAGCUGGCGCGCCGCAGGGACAAGGAGGCCAUCCUGGCGCACGCGGGCGCCGAGGCCGUGCUGAGCGUCAGCCGGCUG
Messenger RNA from Ceratotherium simum simum (southern white rhinoceros), 1989 nucleotides. NCBI's taxonomy places the organism in Eukaryota, Metazoa, Chordata, Mammalia, Perissodactyla, Rhinocerotidae. The record is from RefSeq and is a predicted model, not a curated record.